AUGGAUCUUUCAAAGUAUACUGAGUGUCUCUCGCAAUGGCCUGCCCAUGUUGCCCCCGGCUUGCCUACAUUUGGUGCCCUGUUCCUCCUGGCGACUGGUGGGCUGGUCGUGGCCUGCAAGGUGUGGACGUUCGUGCGCGUGCUUCUCAGCCUGUUUGUGCUUCCAGGCAAGCCGCUCCGCUCGUUCGGUCCCCCCGGUAGCUGGGCCGUGGUGACAGGAGCCUCGGAUGGCCUAGGCAAGGAAUUCGCAUUGCAGCUCGCCAAGUCGAAAUUCAACAUCGUUCUCGUGUCGCGCACAGCUUCGAAGCUGAUUACUCUGUCGGAGGAUAUCACCAAGCAAUACCCCAAUGUGCAAACCAAGACCCUUGCCAUGGACUUCUCGCAAAACGCCGACGCCGACUACGAAGCCCUGAAGGGCCUCGUCUCCGACCUGGACGUGUCCAUCCUCGUCAACAACGUCGGCCUGAGCCACUCCAUUCCCGUCCCCUUCGCGCAGACCCCCGCCGCCGAAAUGGCCGACAUCGUGACCAUCAACUGCACCGGUACCCUCCGCGUCACCCAGCUCGUCGUGCCGGGCAUGAUGCAGCGUCGCCGCGGUCUGGUCUUGACAAUGGGUUCUUUUGGCGGUCUCCUCCCCACUCCCUUCUUGGCUACCUACUCCGGCAGCAAGGCUUUCCUCCAGUACUGGUCUACUGCGCUUGGCGCCGAGCUCGCCCCCUACGGUAUUGAUGUCGAGCUUGUGCAGGCUUAUCUGAUUACCUCUGCCAUGUCGAAGAUCCGUCGUGCUUCUGCUUCUAUCCCUACCCCGCGCGCCUUUGUCCGGUCUGUUCUCGGCAAGAUUGGUCGCAGUGGUGGCUCGCCUUCGUAUGCAUAUAGCUCGUCGCCUUACUGGAGCCAUGGUCUCAUGGCUUGGUUCUUGACUUCUGUUGCUGGUGUUAUGGGUAAGACCGUUCUUUCCCAGAACAAGUCUAUGCAUGAGAGUAUUCGUAAGCGUGCUCUCCGUAAGGCUGAGCGAGAGGCUGCUAAGAAGAGCACUUAA
Molecule: messenger RNA, 1038 nt
Organism: Penicillium antarcticum
Lineage: Eukaryota; Fungi; Ascomycota; Eurotiomycetes; Eurotiales; Aspergillaceae
Product: ketoreductase
Exons: 2
Coding region: 1-1038 (345 amino acids)
Biological process (GO): fatty acid elongation
Cellular component (GO): endoplasmic reticulum
Molecular function (GO): ketoreductase activity
Source: RefSeq, a predicted model, not a curated record